CUACUCACUUGUUCCACUUCUAUGUAUCAAAGCCGCUCAUGUUUCUAUUCAGAGUAAAAGGAGCCAAGACAAGAGAUCCGUAUGAGAGAAAGUCCAAAAACCAAAGGAAAGUGUUGAGAACGCUUCAAAGUCAUACAGUGUGUGUGGUUUUGGUCAGGAUGCGUCCGGCUCUGUUCCUCUGUCCCGUCCUGAUCUCUCUGUUAUUCCUUCUGUCUGGACUGACCGUCAUCGACGGCUGUAACAAAGCUCUGUGUGCCAGUGAUGUCAGCAAAUGUCUUCUACAGGGUCUUUGUCAGUGCCGGCCGACGGAGGGGAACUGUUCGUGCUGUAAAGAGUGUAUGCUGUGUUUGAGCUCUCUCUGGGAGGAGUGUUGCGACUGUGUCGGAAUGUGUAACCCAAGGUCUUAUAAUGACAGUCCCGCCACCUCCAAGAGCACCGUAGAAGAGCUGUACCAACCAAUCCCGUCGCUGUUCCGCGCUCUGACCGAAGGCGACGAACCCAUUAACUGGAGGGUCGUGUCGUUUCCCGUUUCUGGGGAGCUUUCCCAUCACGAGAGCCUUGUGUCUUUCCUGGCGACACUCGACAGCCAGAGUCACAACAUCUCACUGCCCAGCAGCAGCAGCAGUACUGUCCAUGAUGAUGCCUUGUGUACGGUGGUCUACUUUGAUGAGUGUGUGUCCAUUCGUCAGUGUAAGCUGUACUGCGAGGCGAUGGGCGGAUCAAAGUACCGCUGGUUUCAUAACGCCUGCUGUGAGUGCAUCGGGCCUGAGUGUCUGGACUAUGGCAGUAAAACCGUCAAAUGCACGCGCUGCCUCUGAGACUCGCGCUACACUUUAACUUGUGUUUUAUUGUAUAAAACACUUCUGAUGAUUUCUGUUCUUGUUUACAGAUUGUGUUUCUUAAGCUUCAAAUGGGCCAAAAGGUUUUUUAUUAUUAUUACUAUUAGCAGCAUGUUGGGGUCGUUUCUCAUUCAAAUCAUAUUCCAUCUGUAUAUAGUUCUUAUUUCAUAUUCAUAUUUCUGGUUUGACUAUUAAAAACCAAAGAAACUGUUGAGUUUGA
Messenger RNA from Pimephales promelas (fathead minnow), 1059 nucleotides. It is a transcript of the gene twsg1a, whose product is annotated as twisted gastrulation BMP signaling modulator 1a. NCBI's taxonomy places the organism in Eukaryota, Metazoa, Chordata, Actinopteri, Cypriniformes, Leuciscidae. Gene Ontology annotation, biological process: regulation of BMP signaling pathway. The record is from RefSeq and is a predicted model, not a curated record.